Loxodonta africana (African savanna elephant) is the source of this 1895-nucleotide messenger RNA. Its product is annotated as putative olfactory receptor 2B8. The coding region runs from base 951 to 1895 and encodes 314 amino acids. Gene Ontology annotation, cellular component: plasma membrane. Gene Ontology annotation, biological process: G protein-coupled receptor signaling pathway; detection of chemical stimulus involved in sensory perception of smell. NCBI's taxonomy places the organism in Eukaryota, Metazoa, Chordata, Mammalia, Proboscidea, Elephantidae. The transcript has a single exon. Gene Ontology annotation, molecular function: G protein-coupled receptor activity; olfactory receptor activity. The record is from RefSeq and is a predicted model, not a curated record.
AUUUACUGUUAAGAUUACAUCAUGCUGUGUGUAUGAGACAGAGGAAGAGACAGAAAGAACAGAUAGCUUAUUUCUAACAGCAAGGCCACUGAUUUUAAUGAAAAGAAGAAUGAUUUAUGUGAGGUUGAUAUCUGAGGAAGUACAGAGUGAGAAAUUGGGGGGAAAAUAACUCUAGUACGAUGAAGAAAAUAAAAAGGGAAUUAUAAAGUGAGAGAAGGGAAUAAUCUAGAUAUUGGAUUAGUUAUUCCCUGGGUUUUUGCUGAAAGUAGUAUUGAUGAUGAUUAUUUACAAUUGGUGUUCUUGAUGUGUGUGGUUUGAAUGCCAUAAAUUCAUAUAUCUUUUCCAGUAGAAGCUGUCUAGAAACAUGAUUACAGACUCCAUUGAUAAAAGCUUCCAUUAGUUUAAGGAUUAAAAUGUAUUGUUUCCCUUAGAGUAAAAUUGGUAAGGGGUAGAUUUUAUCUUCUAUGUAUCCUCAGAAAAUACAGAAGUGGGAGAGCCAGUUGGAAAUAUUUCACUUCUCGAUGGAGAACUAAGAUUGAGAGAUUAGGGGAGCAUGUAUUUGAAAUUCAUCCCGAAAACUUUAGGGAGAAACACAAGAUAUCUCUAAAGUUCAUGCAAUCGUAAAAAGGUAUUGACCUUAGUUUUUUAAAUCCUCCCUGCCAUUUAUUAGAUGAGUUACCCUGGGGAAGUUCCUGAAUCUUCUGAACACUCAGUUCUCUCAUGUGUCUCAUAUGUCUCAAGUGUCAUUUUCAUAUGGUUGUUGUGGUGGUAAAAUGGCAGGUACUUUUACAUAAUAUUCGUUUAUCACCUUCUUUCUUGCAAACAAAGAGGUGACUGAAAACACCUCAAAUCCCUAAUCAAAUGGUUAAACACAAAUUGUAAAAUAUAGAGGCCUCUUGUUUCCAACGACGGCACUGGGUGCUGGUCUUGUUUCCAACAGGUAGAGCACAAUGGAAAGAGCUAAUGUCAGUGCCUUCUCCGGAUUCAUUCUCUUGGGCUUCUCUGGCAGAUCCCACCUGGAGACAGUUCUCUUUGUGGUAAUCCUAAUCACCUACUUGUUGAGCUUUCUAGGCAACAGCACCAUUAUACUUUUGUCAACUUUGGAACCCCAUCUCCAUACCCCUAUGUAUUUCUUCCUUUCCAACUUGUCUUUUAUGGAUCUUUGCUUGACUACUUGUACCGUCCCUCAGACACUGGUCAACUUCAAGGGGAAGGACAAGACCAUCACCUAUGGUGGCUGUGUCACACAGCUCUUUAUUGCCUUGGGACUGGGGGGAGUGGAAUGUAUCCUCCUGUCUGUCAUGGCUUAUGACCGUUAUGUAGCUGUCUGCCGCCCACUCCACUACAUGGUGAUCAUGCAUCCCCAGCUUUGCUUGCAGUUGGUUGCAACUGCUUGGCUUACAGGCUUUGGUAAUUCUGUGAUGCAGACGGCAUUGACCAUGACUCUCCCUCUCUGUGGUAAAAACCAAGUGGACCAUUUCUUCUGUGAAGUCCCAGUGAUGCUGAAACUGGCCUGCACCGACACCUCCAUCAACGAGGCUGAACUAUUUUCUGUCAGUGUCUUCUUCCUGGUGGUGCCACUCUCACUCAUCUUAGUGUCUUACGGUCACAUUACCCGUGCAGUCCUGAUGAUUAAGUCAGCACAGGGUAGACAGAAAGCUUUUGGAACCUGCAGUUCUCAUGUCCUGGUGGUGAUCAUUUUCUUUGGCACACUCAUCUCCAUGUACCUCCAGCCUCCCUCCAGUUAUUCACAGGAUGUGAACAAAAGCAUCGCGCUCUUCUAUACUCUGGUGACUCCUCUGCUGAAUCCCCUGAUUUACACGCUGAGAAACAAGGAAGUCAACGUGGCACUAAGGAGAUUAGUGGGGAGAACCAUAGCCUCAAAAGAGGGUUAA